AUGUGCAUCAACAAUACCCUUUGGCUACCACCGACUGUCCCUGCCGAUGCUAUCUUGGGGGAGGGCUCUUUUCCGCCUGUAAGAUGGAACCCCAAUAACCUUGUUUUUGGUCAAGCAGGUUUCAACAGAAUUGCCGAUGCAGCAGGCCAGUUCUCUGGCAUGAUGUGGACUUGCGAUGAGUUUCCUUUCGCUAGUUCUAUAGAAGGUGGCACUGGGGCGAGAACCUAUUGCACCCCUCAAAACGCAGCCUGUGGUGGAACGGUAGGAUUACCCCCUGGCGCGGUCCUGGUCAACUCCGAGCAGAACUUUCAAAGGCUCCCUGCUGUAACUGUCGAAUACUACCAGGAUGCUAGUAGUUUCUACAUCGGAUAUCAAAAGCGCGCCAUCAAUGAACGUGAUAUCGAGGAGAGUAUUGUCCGCGUCGUUCAUGGGUUUCACAGUAACGGCACAGUGGAAGUGAAGAAGGAGCCCGUGUUCAAGGACGAGUAUAAGAUUUUACGCAGGUCCUGGGAUCAGCACCUUCCAGGCAACGGUUCGGCAGUGGAUCUUGAACAAGGUAACUUGAAGAGGUCAAUCGGGCCAAUGCUGAGCCGUGAUGAUGAUGACGUCGGGCUCAGUGCGGACUGGAUGAAUGCCUCAGGCAACGGCACCAACCCGGCUCGUCAAGCAUACGAGGACCUUCCUCAAGGUCCACCAUUGCCGAUCCUUGAGAUCGCUCAAGACUUCGUCCAAGAGCAGAAAGAUGACAAACCGACCGAAGAGCCGUACAUCGUACGCGCCGUCAAGGCGAGUGACGGCAACGAGACUACGGCAGAAGACGCCAAAGCCAUCACUUCAAGGUCUGUCGACACGACUGGGUGGAUGCACCGUCGCCAAUCAAAGCGCCAAUGCGACUUUGUGACACCAUGCCCCGAUGGCAGCUGCUGCAACAAGAAAGGGCAAUGCGGUUAUGGAGAAGAGGUCUGCGGGUCCAAGGUCUGUGUUUCCAACUGCAACGCUACAGCUGCCUGCGGCAAAGACAGUCUCGAUGGCAAGGUCAAGUGUCCACUCAAUGUAUGCUGUAGCGCCUACGGCUACUGUGGAGUUGAAGAUAACUUCUGCCAAGCUGGCAAUCAGGACAAUUCUUGUCAGAAGGGCUUUGGAAGUUGUACCAAGAUAGAGCCGCCAUCUUGCGGAGGACGUUCGGCUUUUGAUAGAAGCAUUGGCUACUAUCAGUUCGCCAAUGUACGAGAACGUCAGUGUAAUCGCAUUACACCAAAGCAGAUUCGUACCGACGGGUUUACUCACUUGUACGGCGCGUUCGCAACCAUUGAUCCGGACACGUUUGCUGUCAAGCCGUGGCACGAAGAGGACGUGAAGCUUUAUAAGGAGUUUACGGGUCUUAAGAAGAAGGGGCUCGAGACUUGGAUCGCCAUCGGAGGUUGGACUUUCAACGAUCCAGGACCAACACGAACAACGUUCAGCGAUUUGUCUGCCACUCCUGCGCGUCGGUCGCGGUUCAUCAAAUCUUUGGCUAGUUUUCUCGAGGAACAUGGAUUUCAGGGCGUUGACCUUGAUUGGGAGUAUCCAGGAGCCCCUGACCGUGGGGGCCGUAAAGAAGAUGUAGACAACUACGUGUCUCUCCUCAAGGACAUGCGCGCUGCAUUUGGAACCAAGUACGGGAUCAGUAUCGCUAUUCCUACGAGUUACUGGUACUUGCGAUGGUUCAAGCCAAAGGAGAUUGAACAGUACGUUGACUACAUGGGCAUCAUGACAUAUGAUCUCCACGGGCCGUGGGAUGAAGACAUCAAGCAAGUUGGCCGCGUUGUCCUGGGUCACACAAACAUACCAGAAAUCGCAAAUUGGUCACUGCCUCUAUACUACGCCGGCGUUAACCCUGCAAAGGUCAACCUAGGUCUUGCCUACUACGCUCGUGGCUAUACGGUCUCCGAUUCUGGCUGCAAUGGUGUUGGGUGCAAGUGGUCGGGCACCAGUCGACCAGCUCCCUGCACCAACUUUGGCGGCGUCAUGUCCCUCGAGGAGAUUGAGAGAAUGGUUAAGGAGGAGCCUGGCAUUAAACCAAAGCUUCUUCCCAAGGACAUGAUGAUGGAGCUCAAGUUUGGCAAUCAGUGGAUCGGAUAUGACAACGAGGAUACCAUUUUCAUGAAGAAGAAGUGGGCUAGUAGCCGCUGCUUUGGUGGUACAAUGGUUUGGAGUGUUGACAUGUAUUCAGGCUCUGGAAGUGGAGAUACGCCGGACGAUCAAAGCGAUGGAGGCUCUGAUGAUCCCGGCGGUGGCCAAGGCGAUGGAUCCGGUGUUAUUUACAUCGAUCCAGAGAUCUGGGAAAAGGAUCAGCCUGAGGUGAAGUGCCAACCGCCAUGCACCAUGGUCCUACCGCCAUCUUCUCUGAAGAAGCCAGUGAAGCUGACGCUUCCUCCCUACGAGACUUCACUCGACGUUGCCUGGAGCGGUACUGAUGGGUGGCACAGCACCAUUCAAAAGACUACACUGACCCCUCCUGUUGUUACUGUUAGUACUGUCGAUGUCUGGCACAUUACGAUCAGAGAUGAUCGGACCAAGAUCACAACCAUCUGGUCAACAUUUACCAUCACUCCAAGCGUCAAGGUUUCAACAUUCAUCAUCACGAAUAAUCUUCCAGAGACAACCAAGGAUGGCGUAACCCAGCCCCCAGGGACUAGAACUAUCACUCCUCCACCUUACCCUUGGACAUUUACUGAGCCAACUACUCGACCAUCGAAUAAACCCGACGAUGGCGAUGAUGACGACGACGACGAUGUUCUACCACCAUUCCCAGUUGUAACCUGGCGUCCAGGAAAACCGGGUCCCAUAUGCAAGAAGGGCUGCGAUGGCGGCGGAGACUUUGCCGACCCCAAGAAUCCAAAACCACCAAAACGACCAGUACCUCCAAACCCGACCAUCCCCAAACCUACAGGAAAGCCAGUCACGCCCACCAAGAUACCAAAACCCGGAACCAAGCCUGAAAACAAGGAGCAUGAAGUGGACGAGCGACAGUGCGCGAUCGAAUUCGGUCUCCCUCUGCCAACCUAUAGAGAUCCAGCCACCACCACGAGCGUCAAGCCCAAACCCACACCGCCCAAACCCUCCCCAAAGCCAGACCCCAAACCACCUUCUCCAAACCCCAAGACAGAAGAGGUAGAUUGCUAUGAUGACGGUAUUUGGAUUCACCGUGCUUUGGCUAUUGAAGCCCUUGAGUAUUUCUGUGAUAAAUUUGAAGGGCAGGUGCUAGAUGCGACCAAGCCUGAGACUGAACGUACUCUGAAGUGCAAUCACGGAGUUGUUUGUACAGGAGAUGGUUUUGGAUGUUUCGUCGAUGUUGUUAUGAGCGUUACUGUUAAGAACGGGUGCCGUUUCACCAUGGGUAACAAAGGGGCCAAGUCAGAGUGUGGUCGGAUCUUGAGGCGCAUGAUUGAUGAGUGUGAUACCAGUGACGUAAGGUACAAGCAAGGUGGCAAGAUGAGUAGCAAUUGUGCGGAUUGGAGGUUUGAUCCUAACCUCCGCACUGGUUGGACCAAGAACUUGUGUUAA
Molecule: messenger RNA, 3546 nt
Organism: Fusarium poae
Lineage: Eukaryota; Fungi; Ascomycota; Sordariomycetes; Hypocreales; Nectriaceae
Exons: 7
Coding region: 1-3546 (1181 amino acids)
Biological process (GO): carbohydrate metabolic process
Molecular function (GO): chitin binding
Source: RefSeq, a predicted model, not a curated record